CUCUGAGGGCGAGAAGGAGCCUAAAGAACAGCGCGGUGGGUCGCAAGCCCGUUAACUGGCAUUUCUUCGUCUGGAUCACACCUUACGAAGAAGGCCGGGUAUGGUGGGGUUAAAGGAGCCGGUGUUCCUACACCUGGUGCUCUUACUGCUGCUGCUGCCGGACUACUCCACAUCCGUGUUCUUGAACUUCAAGCAAGGCGUGGACUACAAGUACCGGAUCGACACAGAGUCCAAGUUGUCCAACGUGGAGAACCCCUUCCACCUUGGUGCUCAGGUGAGCUUCCAACACCUGCUGGACACAGACAAGGGACAGGAAUGUCUUCUUAAGGUGCACAGCAUAAUCUGGCGGCACGUCAACGACAGAGCUGUUGCAACAGAUCAGUACGACUUCUCGAAAUGGUUCUCCUUUGAGAUUUCUGGUCGUGGUGAGAUUUUUAACGUUUGGUACCCGCCAGACGAAAAGCCUGAAGUUAUCAACAUCAAGAAGGGCAUCGUCAGUUUCUUCGCAGGGAAACUACACCAUAACCAUGAGGUGGGCAAGGCGAAUGAUGACCGCUGGUCUUAUGUCACGAACGAGACAGGCCAUGAGGGUGACCACCUGGCCACGUACAGUGCCGAACCACACGAAGGUGGCAUCAAGUUCACCAAACAAAGGGAAGGUCAUCCUGCCUUUCAGCACAAGAGUGACACAAGACUGCACAAGGAGCUGUAUUUCAAAAAAGAUGGGGAAGUCCCACACCGUGUGCUGAUCAAGGAGAAAUUCUCCUCACCCAGGGAGAACCAACCUGGGUUCGAUGUUCAUGAAGGCAGCAGAGGAGGGAGCUUUGUCAAUGAGCCUGAGGAGAUGGAGAUCCCUGAGAUGUCCACGUCUGCAGAGUCAGAGUUCACUUUGAUUGGACUGAGCCACUCCAAACCUGCCCCACGGCCAGACGGACUCUACCAGGAUGCCAUCACUAUCUCACAGCAUAAACACAAGGUUCCCACUGGCCCUCGCUUGAACCUGACGGAGGUGAGGAAACCCAUCCAGCAGGACCUGACAUGUCUCAGGAAACUCAUCCUCAAACGAGGCUCCAGCAAGAAAGACAUCAUCCCAUGUUAUACACACCUGAGGGAGACUCUGGAACGCCUCACCAACGAAGACCUGGUCACUGUCGUCGACUUCUACUUCAACCAGAGCAGCAAAUAUGCUGCAAAACGUCUUGACAAGUAUCACCUGAUGGAUGCUGUGGCAGAUCAGCACACAGACUUCACAGACGACCUGGUCAUCGACUAUGUCCUGUUGGCUGAUGAACCAGACAAGGAACUGAUUGAGAGAGUCCUGGUGCACUAUGUGGGAAUAGACGAACCAAUACCACAUCGCUUUAUAAGGACACUUGAGAACCUGGCAUUCUUCCCAGAUGAGUAUGAUGAGGUUUACCUGAUAGCGAGUGUGAACCAGCGGUGUCUGCUGGUCCUAGGUGCCAUUGUGGAGAACAUGUUAAAACGUGGCCACCACGAGACGGCAGGGCGCGUCGUGGGGCGGAUGGAGGCAGACCUGGGCGUUCACGACCCAUGGGAGGAGCGACAGAAACGUUCCACCAUGUCCGAAGAGGAGUUGGAGUUCCAUGACUUUGAGCGGGUCACCCUCCUGGAGGCCCUGGGUAAUGCCGCCCAGCCAAGCUCGUUUGAACACCUGAUGUCGUACACUAACCAGACCAGCGCGCCACCGCUCCUCCGGAGGACAGGGCUUCACGCCAUGAGGGGCUAUCAUCAUCAGGAGGCGGCAGACCGUCUUCAGAAGUCAGCCAUGACAGACGAGAAUGAGCAGGUUCGUUACGAGGCUAACCUGUACUACCAGGCGCAUCCGUAUGGACAGCGGCUACCGCAUGAUCACCCGCACAUCGGACCAGAGUUUAAAAACGUGACCAGUCCAGCUCUACAAAAUCCCCUCCUACCCAUGAGGCAACGCACCAAGAGAGGAUUCUGGGAAGGCAUCAACUUCCAACUUCAGGCUCCUGGUGUGGACUGGAGGAAGAUUUUGGGAUCCACGUCAAUUGGAGCGUCAUUUGGUGUCAUCAUAAAAAAUGGCCUGGACUUGGCCAUAGCACCUUUGGAAGGAAGCAUGAAGAUUGAGAUUCACGAUGAAGUGUACGCGAGGGUGCAUCUGGGCGUUCUCGGCGUAAACCUCGACGUCUUUGUCGUACGACUGUGUUUCAUUGGCCACACCUGGUACAACCUGAACCUCCUUCAGGAGUUUGAAGUGGGGACAGUGACAGACAUCACCAGCAGGUUUGAUGAUGUGGUAGGGAAGAUCUUCGGUGCCAUCACCACAGGAGUGUCAGCUGUACAGAGCGUGGUCUCAGGAGAGACCGACAUCAUUGAGCUCUUCGAAGCACUGAAGUCAUCUCUGGAGGACCUCCCUCGCAGGGUGAUGAUGAUCAAGGAUGUUGUGGUGUAUGUGUUAGAUAUCCUGGGGAAGUACGACCCUAACGUGUGGCCCCCCACCAUCCGCCCCAUGGUCAGGGCUGUGCUGGGCAUCGUCAAUAAGAUCAACAAGAUCAGGAAUGACAUCAACACAUUCUACACUUUGGUGACAAUGACUGUCACUGUGGAUCUGCCAUGGGCAGCUGACCAAAUCUGGGACUCCGUUGUGACCUUGGUGGGUGCCCUUGAUGAUGUCUACUCAAACCCCAAAGGAGCCCUAGCUGAUAUCUUCAAGUGUAUUUUCAGGUUUGCCCAAGCAGCCUACACCCUUUUCCAAAGGAAGAACCAAUUGCAGGCAAUUGUGUAUCCCAAUGGACAUUUCCCUGACUGGUUCAACCUGGCGGAAAUGGUGAGGCAAGCCAAGCACAACCUGACCACAGCCAUGGCUGAAAGCAGAACAGAGAUGGAUGCUUGGAUGGCUCGGGCCAAGAAAGAUCCCAUUGCAGCUUAUAUUGGCAUGCCCGAGUCCAAGUUGAAGCAGAUCGUCAAAGUAGAACUUGAGCUGGCGAUGCAGCGGCUGCAUGACUCCAUGGACCCCAUGGAUGGUGUGGCGGAUGACUUCCGUGAUGACUACGACAGGGGCAUCACUCUCGUCACCGCCCUGAAAGAUGCCUACGUGGUGUUAGAUGAACACUAUAAGAAGGUGAAAGCGAUGUACGUGAGACUGUUCGGCGCCAGAGCCCACGUCAAGUUCCCUCGGAAGGUCAACUCUGCCAAGGGAGGGGGCUGUCCGGGCGGGUUCUACCCGACCACUCACAACGGGAAAUACUUCAACUGGGAGGGCAUCGACCUGGAGGCCUCUGCAUCCACAACGCUAUAUUCACCAUUUACUGGCAUGAUGAAGAAGAAUGUAACCGGUACAGUCACCAUCAACUGUACUGACUCCAACGCUCUGGGCAUGAUGGCCUUCAUCACAAAUAUAUCGCCCAACGCAACUCUGUUCGCUGAUCCAGAUGCCACGGAAGUAGAGGUAUUUGGAGGGCAGCCAAUUGGCACAGUAUUACCAUCGGGGUGCAACAACCACAUCCACUUUGCGGUGUACAGGACUGCUGUUCCACCUAAGUGGCUGCCUGGUGGAUGGAUGGAUGUCACCAAACUCCUGGAGCCGAGAGGCAUCGAACUUCCUGUGUGGACUCAGGACUGCGAUGACUACAAAGUUGUCUAUAAGUUUAAAACCCUUGCCAGUGGAUCAGUGGUGGGUCUGGCAGGUAGAAGCAAUCAGAACACCAGUCCCACCAGAACGGCCUCCCAACCAGACACCUCCAGCGUCAAGACCAUGUCAGCCAGGAGCGGCAAGAAGAGGAAGAAACGUGCACUUUUCAACGGGAAACAAAUUGGAAUGAAUCAGCAGCAGGGUAUGUCUCUCGUCAUGCCUGGUGUAAACGGCUCCGGACCGACAACGUUUCAGUUUGGGUCGACGACCAUCAAUGACCUGCUGACCGUCCUACAGGGCCUUGGGAUGAAUGACAGCUAUAAUGCCCUGAAUGAUGUUGCAGAUUCUUUGACACUGCUGCUGUUGAACAAGCCGUGCAAGCGUGCGGACACGAUGACGUUCGCACAGCUACAGAACGAGCUGGCGCUGCGGUACGAGGACUCCAACGGAACACGUGACGAGCUGGUCGCAAGGAUGAAAACGUCAAACGCUAACUAUUGUCCAUUCCUGACAAUGAAGAUGCCCCCGAACGUCUUCUGCACCUUCUCGGAUAUGUGUCUUGGGAUAUCCUGCUGUGUGGAGCUACAGAUGUGGAGGUUUUUCAAGACAGUGAAGGCUCACGCCACCUUCAACAUCUCCACCUUCACCUUCUCAUUUGGAAUAGAGACAGCUGGGAUUGAUCCAUUCUUAUAUGAGUAUCAGAUCAUAUCUGAAAAGUUCUGGGGUGAAACAAAAGAGAUAGAUACAGGAAUUGACCUGGACUUCACAGGAGAAAGUCCCAUGAGAUUAAAGAUGAGAAUCAUGAUGGAGUACUACAAGCCUGCCCUCUUCUACCUGACCUUCAGUGUGGGAACCUGCGGGGAUGAAUGUUUGCCAUUUUUUGUCCUUUUAAAUCGAGCGCCGAUACCUUUACCUACGCGCGGAGAAAACGGAACGGUUGUCUGGCCCUCGGUGAACAUGACGACCUUGGCCCAGAGUGCCAUGUCCUCUGCGCAGCUGGCGAAGGUCACGACCGAAGCACUGCACAUGCUCGGGCUGCCUAUUGACUUGAUACAGGGUAAACUCCAGUGUGCCCUGCCAAACCAACUCACAGAAGCCAAGCUCAAGUACAAGAUUGCAUCUUACGGACUGUCACUGAUUGGCAACAACACCGUGCUCACAAAACGAUUAAAGGAUCAUGAGAUGACUUGUAAGAAUGAGUCUGGGACUGCUUUAGCUAAGCUACCCUUGGUUCCCUGGAACAUGAUCAACUACACAUACUGUAGACUGGAGAGCACCUGUCUGGAUAUCCGAUGUUGUAUAGAGGUUGGGAUCCCCCUCCUGAACUGGACCUGGGUGUUCAACACUAAAGUACACCUGGACGUGUGUAACUAUGAAAUCGUGGUGGCAUUUGAGAGCCUGGAACAGAGACUGCUGUUCCUGAAUGACUUUGCAUGGGGUGUCAAGCAAAAUGUCAAACUGGCAGAGGGAGUCACCAUCGAGGUUACAGUGGCCAGAGACAACGUGAACUACACCAUAGAUGUGGGCGCUCGGAUCUGUUCCGACUACAAGUGCUACAAUACCAGAACUUUUAUUGAAAAGUACAAGGCACCAAUACCCGAGUGUGAUAUGGUGGAAAUAAAUGCUACAACUGUUCAGCGUUUCCUGACGUCUGCUGGAAGCCAGGUGCACCUGGACUUGGUGGAUGUCAUCAUCAAGAGUUUUGGGCUGAACGACAUCUUUGUACCUGCCGGCCAGACUGCCGAGAUGCCUGGCAGUAACACUAACAGUACCAGAAGACGUCGAGACACAAGUUCCUGUGAUUUAGCCCCAGACCUUUCCUACCUGCCUGAUGACACCACCUGCGAGGUGAACUCCGCCUGUAACGGCCUGGACUGUGUGGUGGACAUGAACCUGCUCAACUACACCACCGUGUCAGCUGGUCUCGCUGUCAGCUUCGACUACUGUAACCUACAGUUUAACAUCCACAUGGGGAACUGGAGUUAUACACUCACGCUCAUGACCUACACAUGGGGACAAGUGCAGGAGAAGAAGAUUGGAGAUGAACUCCAGCUGAAGUACUCCAUCAGGAAGAACAGCAGCCCUACUGUCUAUGUGGUGAACUUUGAGGCUAAACUCUGUAUCAACGUGACCUGCACAGAAACUGUUCAACUCCUCAACAACCUGGAAAUCCCUGAACCAGUCUGUAAUGCUAGUCUAACAGACACCCUGGGUGUUGACUCAGUUGAUGAGCUUGAGCAGUAUGUCCAGCAGAAUGGCCUGGCUGCUGGGGAUGUGCUGCCUCCCACGGCUAGGGAAACUCUGCUCAACACUCUCCAACUGACACACUUCUUUGAAGAGACCCCUUGUGUCAGACCCAGAGUACUGCAGGAGGGCUAUGCAGGAAGGGACAACUGCCCAGACAUGAACAACCCCACCCUGCCGGACGCCCUGGCCUGUACUGUCCAGUCUGACUGCCUGGGCGUGUCCUGUUGUGUGGACAUGGACCUCCAGCUGCUGACUCUGACCACCACAGCUGCAGUGGAACUGGACAUCUGUAACUUCACAUUGAACUUGAGGAUUGGAAAGCUCAACUUCCACCAAGUUCUGUUCCUCUAUCAAUGGGGAAGUGAAGUGACCAUCAACAUCAACCAAACAGUCGUCAUGACCUACAGCAUCAGACAGGACGACGCAGAGAACCGUUUCGCCAUCACACUGAAGCUCACGCUAUCCAUCGACGGCCAGGUGACAGCUGAGUACUACCUUCUGAGAAACAGUUUCAUGCCCAAGGUCACCUGCGACCCCAAUGCACCAAUGACGUCUCUCAGUGGGGAAGGUGAGCGAUCGAUAGCAGGGUUCAUCCAGGCCCUCAACAUCACAGGUGACACUGAGGUCGGAGACUAUGCCAUUCUGGGACUGCUGAGUUACAAUGGGAUAGCAGGGGUGUUUGACCUGACUACCAGCUACACUCCGCCUUCAGUAACUGGAGGUUUUGCAGAGAGCUGCUCCAGUGUGGCAUGGCCGCAGCCUCCACCUGGCCAUGAAUGUCAGCUGACCAGCAGCACCUGUACAGGCAUCACCUGUUACGGGCAGGUGGACCUGAACCUGGUGACCUUCAGCUCCAAAACCUGGAUCGACUUUGACCCCUGUAACUACGAGCUGACUGUAGGAGUCAGUAAUAAGGAGUAUGGCUUCUCUCUCCUGUACAAUUACACAUGGGGUGAACAAAAGACCGUUGAAUUUGGAACCGUCUUCGGACUGAACUAUGUCAUUGACAAAAACAAUGACAAUGAAACGUUUGUGCUGGAUUUCUCCUUAAGUAUCUGCAAGGCCUCAAACAUCUCCCACUGCACUGAGGUUGUGUUUCUGGAAGGAACAGAGGUGCCUCAGCCAUCCUGCUUUACACAAAACACCUGGGUACCAACCCAAGGAGGAGAGGCAAUGCAAGCUGCCGAUGCCGUGUUGUUUUUCCAAAAUGCUGCUGCCAUGUCCCCAGUCGUAUCCAAUGUAUUCCGCGAGGCAUCUAUGAGGUACAUGGGGCUGGUGGGAGUGUUUCCUGAAGGGGACACCUGUAGUAGCAACAGUUGGGGAUGGACUGGACGAGACUUGUGUGGAGACACUACCUUGCCCACUCUACAUGGUGACACCAGCUGUACAGUCAGUGAGGAGUGCUACAGGAUGGACUGCUGCAUGACCCUUGACCUCUGCUCCAUCCGGGAAGUCAGUCCCAGCUUCCAUGUGAACUUUGACCCCUGUACCUACAGCCUGUCUGUGGGAAUGGGAACAUGGACGUCUGACUUCAACUUGUACCAGUACACUUGGGGAGAGACAAAGACGUUGGCCAUUGGGACUUUGCUAACCUUCAACUACAAGAUUGAGAAGUCUGAUGAAGACAGUGCAUUCCUUAUGGACUUUGCCUUCCAACUGUCAUGUGAUGGAGCAACCACAACUACAAACAUUGCACUGAUGGAGGGAACCAAAGUACCGUACAAGACUGACUGUGAAGAUGUGGCACUACCAGACACUGUGGAGGCCUUCCUAGCCGAGCAGGGUGGCCAAGUGGAGAAGGCUGGACAGGACUACGUGAUGAGAGGCCUGGGAUUGGCUGACACCUUUGCUGGUCACAGCUGUACUCACCAAUCAGAAGGCUGGCAAGGACUAGAUGGUUAUCCAGAAAACCUCCAGCUGCCUACCCUGCCAGACUCUGUGAACUGUGACCUAAAUGAUGUGUGGAUUGGGGUCAGCUGCUGUAUGGACUUUAACCUCAAGGUUGCAACCUACAGUACAGCUGUCAUGUUGGCCUUUGACCCCUGCACCUUCACCUUGUCAGCCAGCUUAGGUGGCAACACAUUUACAGAACUGGACAUGUACAGGUAUACAUGGGGAACUGAGGAAAGCCUGACAGUUGGUAACGAGAUUCAACUGAACUACACCAUAAACUACAACAAAGACACACAGGAAUACAUCUUGAGUUUCUCAGUCACCACAUGUGUGGACUCCUGCACUGCCCCCCUCCCCAUUCUCUCACAAACCAGUAUCCCCCUUCCUGCCUGUAUGGAUCAAGUCAGUGUCCUUCCAGGAGCUGGCACCAUCCAGGAUUUGGUCACACAGUAUGGUGAUUUUCUUGGAGAUGCUGCUCUCCAGCCUGCCUACAGAUACUGGGGUCUCUUUGCUGACCUUUACCCUCAGGACACCUGCGUGGUCCCUGCAACAUCACCUUCAUGUGACCUUGACCUCAGCACGUUGAACCUCCCCGACACGUACCAGUACUCCCUCCACGACUCCUGUACUGGGAUUGAAACCUGCGUGGAAUGUGACCUUCAGGUUGUGCAGAGGUCAUCCAAGGUCGCUGUAGACUUUGAUGGUUGCGCCAUGACUAUGACCUUGACCUUUGCUACCCUGACCAAGGUUGUGAGGUUGUAUGAAGUUGCGUGGGACCAGGAACAAGUGUGGCUACUUGGAUCUCUGUACCAGAUCAAGUACACCAUUUCAAACGAUGUUGCAUCUGGCAACUACCAGAUUGACCUGGAGGUCGUGACCUGUCUUGACCCUGACAGCUGUCAGUCCUGUGGUCAAGUGAUGCAGAACUCUGUCUUCCCCAAACCAACCUGUGACUCAGACGAGAACUGUGAACUAGACCCAUCCAACCCAGGACAAACCUUCACAGCAUACCUGGGGAGUUUUCCGUCAGACGUAACAGCGGAAGCGGCCACCACGGGUCUGGAAAACGUGUUCCGUUGUCAGGGAGUGCCAGACAUGAUCAUGGAGUCAUGUAGUACCCCGCCCACGGACACGCCCACAUGUGACUGGAGCCCUGCGCUUAGUGAUGGCUGCUACUACACUGAUGGCUGUAGUGGGGUCACCUGUUGUGUUGACUUCAACUAUCAGAUCAUUAGCAAGGGUCUGGAUGUUCACUUUGACAUCAAUGAGUGCACCUACAGUAUAACAGUUCAGGUUGGUAGUGAGACCACCACCCAUCUCCUCUGGGACUUUGCUUGGGGCGAGGAACAGGCCCAGAGAAUUGGGAAAGCUUUCUACAUUAGGUACACAGUACAUGAUGAAGGCACCCACUACAGAGUGAGCUAUUUCAUAGCCCAGUGCCUGGAUGACAGGUGUGACAAUGGCUGGGACAUCCUGGACAGUGCUGUCAUUAACAAGAAAGGCUGUAACAACAGCUGUACUGAACUCCAGCUGCCAGGGGAUGGAAGCAUUUCUGGUUUCGCCACCAAUCUUGCUGGAGUGGACAAUGACUAUGCCCUACAGGCUGUCUACUGUAAACUUGGCAUUGAGAACUACUGGAACACAGAACCAAGUUCAGUUGAACCCACCGGUGUGUCUCCGGCUGAGUGUUCAGCAUCAUUUCCAGAUGUUCCUGGCUACAAGUGUGUGAUCCUUGAAGGCUGCCUUGGCUUUACCUGUACUGUAGAUGUUGACUUCAAGGUGAGGACUUGGCCUGUCAAGAUAGGAAUAUCCUAUGACCCAGCCACUUACAGGGUCAAUGCAACUUUUGGCAACACAGCUUUCGAGUACGACCCUUUCAUGUACCCAUGGGGGCAGGAAGAGGAGAAAACUUUCGGAGACAUCUUCACCUUCAAGUACAAAGUUGACUACCCAGCCAGUGGCAACUGUAGAGCCAUGAAGUUCAAGGUUGAACUGGAUGUCACUAUUGAUGGAGCCAGAGAACCCAACAUGCCGCUGUCCUUGGAACUAACAGCUUCAGAUCCAUUUGAUGAUGCACCAUACAUCCUGCCAGGAGAUGGGACCAUAGAAACCUUCCUGAACAUGACAGCACAAGAUGGGAACGACCUGGUACAACAUGCAGUGUACCGGUCCAUGGGCAUCUCUGAUAUGUUCUGUGCAGAGAGCUGUAGUCACAGUGUGCAGUCUGCCAUCCCUGACAGUUGUGUGGAGCAGGACUGGGACCUGCCAAGUGAGAUGGACAAUGUUACAUGUUCCUACACUGACCAGUGCCAUGGGGUUAGGUGCUGCAUUACUGUGGACUUCAAGGGUACUGAGAGGUCCUUCCAGACAUGGUUCCAUGUUGACUCCAGCGUGUAUGAGAUCUCAGUGGGCCUGGGGAGUCAUGAGUUCAAAGCCAGCGUCUUCACAUUCCCCUUCGGAACUGUACAGGAAGAAACUAUAGGUGACGUCUUCACACUCAGGUACAAUGUAAGUUACCUACCAGGCACUCAGCAGUACAGAGCCAACAUGGACGUCAGGUUUACUCUAACAGACAAGGACAGGCAGGACUUCGCUAUCCUGACUGAACAUGUCUUCCCAGAACUCGCAUUUGAUGCUGCUGUGCCAUACACACUGUCUGGGCAUGUAACUGAGCCUGUGGGGUUCUGGCCCCUGAGUGAGGAUGUAGGAGCUAUGGAUGUCACAAAUGGAGGAAACAAUGCCAUUCUACUCAACACCAGUCCUGCAGCAGGCCCUAGCGGAGAAGACGGCCAAUCUCUGGCCUUAGACGGCUCGUCACAAUCCUACAUCGACUUCCCUAACAAUGGGCGGUUGACCACCGAAGGCUCGUUGACAAUUCUCGCAAACAUAAACCCAAGCACGGCCAACGAAUUUGCCCCGAUACUCGACUACAGGGGUGGGGACAUGGGUGUUAACUCGUCUGGCAUCUCCUUGUGGCUUUUACGAGACGGAGUUCUGAGUGCAAAUUUGGAGAUACAGACGGAAGAUGGCGUAGAAAACGUGACGUUCCAGUCGGAAGCGGACUCGGUGAAGGCUGGGGAGUGGAACUCGGUUGGUGUGUCCUACGACAACGUCACCAUGACAGCGUACCUGUGGAAGGGUGGGGCAGUGGUUGGGGAGGUACAGACUCCGGACGGGAAGCUUGUCACAGAUGGUCCGGUCGUCCGGGCAGGCUAUGCUGCUCUGGAUGAUGGAACAGGUUUUGCCUUCAGUGGGAACCUGGCCUGUGUACAAGUCUGGAACAUUUCCCUGACUGGUCAACAAGUGGGAGAAGCCAUGAACUUCUGUCCUUACUCUGGGUCCUUUGCUAUUACAGCAUGGCCAGAGACAGUUUCAAACUUCCUACAAGAUGUCCAGUUUAACGCAACAAGUCCGAAUGCUGUGAAGGUCACCCAAGCAGUGUUCCGCCAUUUUGAACUGUACAGCUACCUUGACAAAUCAGAAUGCGACAGUGCAGCUCUAACUGUCACAAGCUGCCCUGACAUCCCAUUGGUUCAGAAUGAUGUUUUGCAUCUGACACCCACAGAGCAAUGCAAUGGCAUACGGGGCUGUAUCGCUCUUGACUUCAGGGUGAAGACGUACUCGUUUGAUGUGUCCUUCUACGUGGGCCAAACUGGGAACCAGCUUCACUACAGCAUCGGAGGACACGAGUUCUCUGUGGACCUGUUCUUACUCACUCCUGGGGAAGUGCACACUAGAACCCUGGGGAACAGUAUUGAGAUAAAGUGGUCAGCUAGCCCUGAGGAGCUUGGUACAGUGAUAGUGGUGAACUUUGACCUCUACUUCACCAUAGACAACCACCUGGUUAUCUACAAAAUCCUUGACAACGCCCGCCUACCCAACAAUGCAGUUGGGCAAUCCAACUCAGCAGCUGCUGUAAAAGCAAUGCUUGAGAAGGUGAAGUCCUUCCCGGCAUCCAUCCCUCAGGACCAGUAUGUCUCCUUCAUUGCCACUGAGCUGGGACUGAAUUCAAGUAUUAUCAGAGACCCUACCAUGUGGGGUACAGCACUGGUCCAACCAACCUUCACAACCACAUGUCCACUGAAAACCCUUGCUGAGGCCAUGUCAGAACAGACAAACGGAAUGGUCACAUGUAUUGCCCUGGAACACUGUGUGGGAAUAAAGUGUAAUGUCCAGUUGGAUCUGGAGGCUGUUGAACCUGAAAUACAGAUCUCCCUGAAGAUCCAACCCUGCCUACCAGAUGUGAGCAUGGACAUAGGAUUUGAAAAGGAGGACCGUGAAAUCAGCUUCAUCACUGACUACUACAUUGGAGAAGGACCACUGAGAACUAUAGACUUUGGGGACCACAUCAAGCUGCAGUACAGUGUUCUCCGUGGGCCUGACCAGACCUUCGUCACAAACUUCACUCUGCUGAUGUGUGUGAACAACAUCUGUGCUGUCAGGGUCCCCAUCCUGGACGGGGUCAGCAUCCCCAGGCCUCCAUACUGCACCCGCAGGAGACGAUCAAUACAAGUCUCUGAGGAGGGUAUGACGCUGUUGUGGACCUCUGGUUACAGACCAGCUACCAUCAACUCUGACGUCAAUGGCCUGGAGACUCAGGCACAGCAGUGUAUAGAGACUCUGGAUAGCAAAAUGCAAGGGAAAAGUUGCCCAGGUCUCCCACAGAUGUGGGAACAACACAAGCUGUGCCAGUCUCACAUCAACUGUCGUGGGAUCUCCUGCUGUGUCCACCUGGAUCCGGACAGCACCGACCUGAUGAGCCACGUCAGCCUGGACAUGGAGAACUGUGGCCGCCACCUGACCAUCCGUGUCGGCAAGUGGUCAUUCACCGAGACCAUACCGAAGGCGCACACAAGAUACCAGCAUGGUGAGAAGAUUGGGGAUGCGUUACAAGUGAUCUACUCGGCUAUCAACCCUGAUGACCACAGGGUGGUGGUGGACCUCAGACUGCGCGUGUGCGAUCAUGAAACAGCCGAGCAGCACUGUCAUGUCGUGGUCAUCCUUAAGGAGGCAGUCAUUCCCUUAUUUGGAUGCAGACAGGACCAGCUGACCGAUGACACUGCUGGUGCCUCCCACCUGAGGUACAAGAGAAGCACUGCAAAACGCUCUGGAAAGUCAGCAAAUCCAAGUCAGGGUUCCUGUCCAUCAGAGAGGUACCAGCAUGAACUGGAGCACAAGCUGCACACUGCGUACAGGAAACAGCAGGAGCGCAUUUCACGGGACGCAGGAGUGGUCAGCGCCCCCUAUCAUCAUCACCGCGUCAAGCGGCAGACAACGGCAAAUGAAGUAUUUGAAAUACCAGCAAUAAAUACGCCCUUCAUACUGCCUCUUCCCACCAACAUAACAGUCAUGAAAGGGUUGACAGCAACUCUAUCUUGUGAAACCCAGUCUACAACAACUGUAACAUUUCAGUGGGCCUUCAAUGGGCAACUGGUGGACACAUCAUUGUUUGGAUAUGAGCUAACACCAAAUGGAACUUUGAAGGUCAAGAAUGCACAGCCCACUAACGCUGGGACGUGGACAUGUAUGGCCACCAACCAGUACGGUACCACAACACGGGUACUGACCCUUAAUGUCGCGGAUGGUGUGAAGGACAUGACGCUUCUGGGGAUCCGGUUUGCACUGGACUUGAACAACAUUGAUCCGGUUGUGGCUGUCAAUCUAAUGGAAGAUCUGAAGAACCUGUAUUCUGCCAUGCUUGAGGAAGCGAUCGAUCUGAUGCUGAGUGGGGGAUCUGACAACGCCUUCUCCUCCUUCGAUAUCAAGUUACAAGGAUACUACAACUUCCCCAGGCAAAUCUCCAACUUCUUCAAGUACGAAAUUCACAUGCUGGUGGGCGGAAUUCUCCCCAUGAAAUUUGCAUUUGGUGCAGAUGGGUACAAAGGCAUGGACUGCACCAUAGGGGCCAGUCUGAUGAACAUGAAUGUGACAGGUGGAGUAACACCAUACAUUGGUAUCCGGGUGUGGGGCGAGCUGGCCGUGGGCGCGGUCCUGUACGGGAAACUGCGUCUGGAGGGAGACAUCAUGGAAGUUCGCUUCCCAACUGAAGCAGAAAUUGGAUUCAGCAAGUUCCCAUUCGACGUCGGCAUGAAGCUGGACCUGGAGUUGAUCCCAUUGAAGCUUAAACUGAUGGCCCUGGUCACAGUCGAGGUGAACCUGCUGGUGGGAACCAUCACAGAGACCCUGUUUAAAGCUGACCUGUGGAAGUACAGCACAGAGAAGAUCACCAUGCGCAUCCUGGAACUCAGCACUAAAGAACCGGACGACAGCCCUCCUGAGAUUGAGAGUGUCACUGCUGAUGGUUCAGGCAUACCAGCUCAGACCAAGCAGUGUAACGUGGACCAGGUUGUUGGCUAUGACUACACAGAGCCGGCCUUCAGGCUAGAGAUAGCAGCCAAUGAUGACAGGUCCCAGGCUAAGCUGAAGUACGACGUGGGCACCGUCCCAGGUGGUACAGAUGUGGUGUCACAGGAAGAGAUCGGUAACAGUCCUGUGGAGCUCAACAGGGCGCUGGUUCAUGGAGUUCCACUUCACUUCACCCUCCAUGCCUGUAACAAUGCUGGAGGCUGUUCCACCGCCACCUGCAGCCUGCCCACCUUAGACAACACCUUACCAAGCGGGAGAAUAGAUGUGGAGUACCUUUCCACCAGUAACCCUCAGAAACUGAGUGCUACAGCCAAACUGUUUGAUGACUCAGAGCUGACGGCACAGAGAGUGGGGCUGGGGCUGGGACACGGGGUGUGGGGGGAUCAGAUAACCCCAUGGCAGGAGUUCACUCUCACAAGGGAGACUACAACUCAAGGGGGUCUGGCUUCCUUCACACCUCCGAGAAUGGGUCGCCUUGCAGUUGAGCCCUUCAAGUCUAUCCCCGGUAACGGAGUGGCAACAUCAAGCCCCGAGUCCUGUGCUGCAGAAUGUCUGAAGUAUUUACCAACCCAGUGUAAAGGCUUCAACUUUGAUUAUGGGGAGUCCAAAGACUGCGAACUGAAUGGGGAAGCAGAGUCAAUGGCUGAAAAGGGUGGUGCUCGCAUAGAAGCUUCUGGUAGGAUGCAUUACUAUGAGCGGUUUGGAUAUGGCCACAAUGCGUACUUCCUCCACGACGGACUGUCACUGGAAGACAACAGCCUGUAUUUCUUCAAUGUGGAGUCUGACAACUUCAUAGGGUACACUGGUGAAAUAUCAUCAGCGGGCAUCCUGACCGAUUUCACCCACCCUGACCCUGGGUACUUGGGGACGAGCCCAGGUGAGGAGGAGCUGUUGUUUGACAGGUGUGAGGACCUGAUGCUGGAUGGCUGGGAGCAGAACAGGUGUGGGAGAGAGGCAGACAGGACAAACCUACCUCAGCACAGGGUAAUCCGUGAUGAUGUGGACGGUAGGACUGUGUUCAAUGGCAUGAGGCUGACAGUUGGAGGAUACUACACUAGAGCUAACACCUUCAUUGCAGCCAACUGGGAUGGGUUCCAUGAUGACAACACCGGACUGUAUGGGUACAGCUGGGCAGUUGGGCUGGAGCCCUGUGUGGACAUGAUCCACCCUCACAUCGACCCUCAUGCUCAUCUGUACGAUGCCAGUGAGUGGACUCACUCCGGGAGCAUCUUCCCCAUACCACCCAUACCUGGAUAUCCUGAUGGGAUCUUACUGGAUGACAAAUAUUACAUCACUGUUAGAGCCAUAAACAAUGUAGCCUUUGGUGGUGCCCUGAUCACCAGUGUGUGCCACACCUCAGCCUACGGUAUCGACAACACUCCUCCUGACUUCCACGAGAUCACGGAGGUCACCUUCACUGAAGAAGAGGAACUUUAUGUUGCUUACAAUGCAAGUGAUAAGCAGUCAGACAUCAGGGAGGCAGACAUCGGCCUGGGCUUGACCAAGUUUGAUGUUCUGGUGAUGAACUGGGUACGUCACAACUACACCGGCUCUCACGAGCACGGGAUAGCCGGGGACUGGACAGGAAAACUGACCACUGAGGAGGAAGGGGUGCCUUUCUGGCCAAAACUGAGGGUCAUUAAUGGAGUUGAUCUCAGAGGAAUGGGUGUGGCUGAAUCCCCAAUCGUCAUGGACAACACCCCGCCCACUGCUGGAGUGGUGAAUGACGGGAGCCAGUAUGGUAGAGACAUGAACUGGACUAUGGAGCAGAAUGAGGUUUGUGCCAACUGGAAGGACUUCUAUGACACUGAGUCUGGUAUCAGUAAGUACAUGUGGGGCGUGGGCAGCUUCCCAGGCGGGUAUGACCUGGUCAACCUGACCAAGUUCACCAGCAGGGUCCACCAGACCUGUAUGAACCUGGACCAGCCCCUGGUACACAACUCCAUGUACUACAACAUGCUGAUUGCCUACCACGGAGGGUUCAAGAAGCUGAGUGUUACUGUGGUUAGCAAUGGAGCCCGGGUAGACCUGACUCCACCUGUAGCUGGCUGGAUUGUGGACGGGACCAGUGAAGAGCUGGAUGCAAACGGUAUCCCCAUAGAUGAGGAGUUCACUUCAGAGCAGGCCAUCGUUGGUACAAUCUGGGGAGACUUUCUUGAUCCCGAGUCUGGCAUUGAUGAAUUCAUGGUGUCCGUAUACAGAAGGCAGAGGGAUAGUGAUGGUAACUAUGGAGCAGACCAUCUCAUCCAUGGCCCUGAUGACAUUGAUAAGGACGAGGGUUCGGUGGUGUUCUACCACUUCCACCUCCUCCACGCUGACAUUGUCACCACAAAGCUCACAGCUAUCAAUGUUGCUGGAGGUGUGACAGAGGCAGAGACAGACAGUUUCAUCGUGGACCUGACUCCUCCUGUGUUUGACUACCUGGUGGACAUCUGGGAUGGGGAUUCUGACCCUCCUGUUGACAGGGACUACCAGACAACCCAAAACUCCCUGUCUUCAAGUUGGAGCUACCAGGAUGAGGAGUCUGGACUGGACCACUACAAGUUAGCCAUCUUUGAGACCUUCCAUGGAACCAGGCAACAAAUUGUGCCAACUAAUGAUCCCUGGAAGCUGCUGUACCCGGCCUCCCUGUCCCGCCAUACGGAGACAGGACUGAGUCUGUCUGCUGGAGCCAUGUACCAGACCAGGGUCGGAGCUGUCAACAGAGCUACGCUGACUUCUGUCUACCAGACAGACGGUGAUGUCAUCGACCCAUCACCUCCUGCGAUGCAGUACCUGCGUGUGGGAGUACUGGAUGGCAGUGCAGAGGAGAAGAUAGAUGGUUUUGUGCGGCAGGCUGAUCCUAAUGGUAUCCAGGCCUCCUGGUUAGCUGUGGAUGGUGAGAGUGGGAUACAGGACUACUGGGUCUGUGUUGGUACAAGUGCUGGUGCUGACAACCUUCUACCAUUCACCAAUAUGGGCUCCGAGCGUGCAGGGUACAUCAAUGGCCUCACCCUCCCUCUCACGGACUGGAACACCAACGUUCCGGUCUAUUACGUCACCGCCAAGGCACGGAACGGCGCCGGUUCUUUCUCCACAACGAUCACGUCCUCGCCAAUAUUUGUCGUAGACGAGGACAGGGCAGGUUAUGUUACAGAUGGCCCAGAGGAGAACACUGACCUCGACUAUCAGAGGACCAAAAAUAUCCUCACUGGACACUUUGCAGGUUUUGAGAGCCAGUUGAAUGGUAUAGCUCACUACCUGUGGGCUGUGGGUACCUCCAGUGGUGAGGACGAUGUUCAACCCUUCCUGUCUGCUGGGAUCAUUCUUAAACCUGAGGACCAAGUCAGGGGUGGAGGAUUGGGAGGCAGUGGCAAAGCAAGAGCCAUCCUGUCCUUGGAUUGCGGAGUGACGUACUACCUGACAGUCCGUGCCAUCACUGGGUUUGGGAACAUCCUGGAGUCCUACUCAGAUGGAAUCCUCAUCGACUGCACUCCUCCAACUGUGGACAUCACCAGUGUUGGGAUUGUGCCUGUUGGUGAAGAUGCGAGCUUGGCACCUGGUACAAACCGUUACCAGCUGACGUCAGGUUUCAUCAGUGCAGCCUUUGAUGUCACCGAUGACGACUGUCCGGUCAGUUCCGGCUGGUACCAGUUUGGUACAACACCCUACGGCAGCGACACCCUGGCAGCGACACCCUUCAACCAUGCUUAUCGAAGUAACAAAGCUGGUGUUAGACCUGCAGCUCCAGGUAUCCCCAACAUCCUGACUGUGUAUGGCAGUAACGUGGCUGGACUGACCAACCGUGCCCAGAGUGGCAGUGUGGUAAUAGACAACACCCCUCCUGUGGUCGGCACUGUGAACUGUCCAUCCUACAUGUCUGCUGCAACUGAGCUCCAGUGCAGCUGGGAGUUCUUCCUGGAGUCAGAGAGUAACAUUGUGAGCUACGACUUCAAGAUUGGGACCAAGCAGGGUCUGGACGACACUUUUGCUGCAGUGUCCCUGGAUGGGUACAGAUCUGAGUACAGAGCUACAGGUCUAACUCUACAGGACCAGAGAUAUUACUUUGCUACAGUGACAGCCUAUAACAGUGUGGGUCUGAAGACUGACGCCUACUCUGGCAGCAUCAUCAUAGAUGCAACACCACCAGUCAGUGGAGUUGUAGUGGAAGUGUCUGGUCUCAACACCUUCAACUACAGUACUGGGAAUGUAGUCUACAACCCUGUGUCUGAAUGUACUACUGAAGAAGAAUGUGCGGCCCUUGAUGCUACCUGCCAACAGUCCACCACACAAGUGACUGCUGCCUGGACUCCCUUCAGUGAUCCAGACUCUUCCAUUGACAAGUAUGAGUAUGCUGUAGGCACCACCCCAGGAGGGGGUCAGCUGAGGGAGUACACAGAAGUACCCAGUGGGGUGUCCUCUCUCACUGUCAUGGGACUGGACCUGGCACAGGUUCAACAGGUCUUUGUGUCUAUCAAGGCCUACAACUUGGCCGGCCUGACCACAGUUGCCAUCUCCAAUGGUGUUUAUGUCAGUCUGUUCAGUGCUGGCCUCCCACCCAUGCGCCCAGCAGAGGUGUUCGAUGGACCUGUAGCUGGGAAAGAUCUUGACUAUCAGACAUCCCUAGAUGAGCUCCAGGCCAGUUGGGACUUCAGUGGAGACCCCUGUCCUAUUGUACAGUAUGAGUGGUCCAUCAGGAGAGUGGACGAAACGCUCAUCCAAGAUUUCACUGACACAAAAGUGAGAACUGAAAGUUCGAGAGAUGGUCUGGAGAUGACGGAUGGGGAAACCUACUACAGUGUGGUGAGAGCCACCAACGUGCUGGGUAACACAUGGACUGUACGGUCAGAUGGUAUCAUGGUACAGAGAGAGCCUCUUGUUCCCGGCGUCACCAGGGAUGGUAAGAUCAUUGGAUACGAUCUUACCUAUCAGGCGUCUGUCACUGAUAUCUGUGCCAACUGGGACAACUUUGGUGCCAGCACUACCGCUGUCAACAGUGAUCCCUCAGGUAACCCACAAGUAGAGCUGCCAGAGGAGCACCGUGCUAUUGACUAUUACGUCGUCUCCGUGGGAACGGACCGGUCAUCUUCCAGAACUCGCGACAACAUCGUCGCUCCAACCAACGUAGGUCUGAACAAGACUGUCUGUUUCUACCACCUGAACCUGGACCCAGGAGACUCGUACUACUACGUGAAUGUGCAGGCGUUCGGGAAAAACUUCGCUCCUGCUGAAGCAACAUCCAAUGGAAUCCGGGUUGGCUAUGAUAGCGGAGUUAUAGCUGGAAACAUCACUGUGUCCCCCUUCAUCAACUCCAACAACUCUGUGCUGGUGCUGUGGGAGGGGUUCCAGUCCAAACCCAACGUGUUCCCCACCUUCACCUCCGUGCUGGCCAUGAGGAUGUUCAUGAUCGGCAUCGGCCGUAGAACGGGCGUGCAGAAACGAUCAACAGCACACGAGGAUGCAGAGGAUCUCAACUGUAAAGACAUGAUUGAUGAGAACAGUGAGGUGUAUCAGACAAUGCUCCCUGAGAUCUUCACCGUGCUGCCGUGGACCAUGAUAGAGAAAGACACGUUCUACAAGGCACAAAACCUGACCUUUGAACAUGACGGGGACUACUUUGUGGUGGUGGUGGGAGUGGAUGAAGCUGGUGAGUGUGAAAAGACUAUGGACUAUUUUGAGGUUGACCUGACUGACCCUGUAGAGGGAUACCUGAGGGUGGGCCCACUGCUUGGACAGGAAAUGGUGUACUCCAGAACUGAUGAAAAGAUUGACGUGUUCUGGGGCAACUACUCGGACCCAGAGAGCGACAUCGACCACUACGAGGUGGGCCUGUUCAAGGCUGCGUCCUGUGCUGAGGAAGAUGAAGCUAACCUGGCUGUAGAAGUUGAUUGGAUCAUAGUAAACAACACCUACAGAUCCUACACACUUAUUCUAUUCUUCAAAAACUCACGUAACAUUCCAUACUACGUCCGCCUGAGAACCGUCAACACUGCUGGUACCACCAUCAUGACUGAGUCACCGCCAAUCAUCUACGAUACCUCGGAGAUCUCUGCAGGGACCGUUGUAGAUGGGUGGGACUACUUUGAGGACCAAGACUACCAUGGAGAUCCAACUUCAGUGCAAGGCAUGUUCCUGCAUCUUGCUGACCCGAGUGCCCAGGAGUGCCCCGAGAGACCCUCUCCCUUCACUGAUGGAACAUGGAACAAAGUCACCUCAGACAAACUGUUGGGCAUGUACACAUACACAGACAUGUACAGGAACUGGAAACUGACAACCAGGGAAAAGGAGGCUGAGUGGACUGAGAGCGGGGAUUCCCUGGUCAUCACGAUGAUACGUAGUGUCCAGACUGACCUCAUGUACUCAGGAUGUGUCUACAGGAAUGCUGACAUACAGAUUGGAGGCACUUACAAGGUUACCAUCAAGGCAGCCGACCGGACUGCCUCCGGAGUGACCAGUGUGGUGUUCUGGGACGGACCAGAUGGAACCUGUGGAAGCUCCGACAUGUGUGACUACUGCUGUAACAGUGAAGAUGAAUCGAUCCUCUGCCCAUGUGACUGUAGGAAGUACUCGACUGACCCCAUAACCACAACUCCAGCACCAACAACAACAGCACCUCCACAGAACACCACAGCACAGAACAGCACAGAGUACAGCACAGAGUUCUACACCGGCACAGCACCGACCACUACAGCUGCGCCACAGAGGCCCACACCAGUGUGGGCUGUCGUUCCUGACCCCAUCGAGGGGCAGACGUCGACUGUCAGUGAAGAAGAGAUGUUUGUCACUCAGAGUGCUUGUGGCAUGCUCAUUCUUCCUAAAGGAAGUACCGAAUCAAGGCUCAUUAUGUGGUGCACCUACUACGAAGACAAGUACGAGCCAAAAUACAAAGAAAUCUUCCUGAACUUUGACCCUUCAGCAGCAUUUUACAACUACGAGUUUGUUUUCACAAUGACAACAUGGGAAGAACUGUCUGACUGGAGUUUGAGUUUGUACAUUGAUGGACAGCAGUGGGCCAUGGUGUCUGGGCUUCCCUCCUUCACAAACAGCACCAAGCUCAUGCUCAAUGUCUUAAAUGAAGGCAACAAUGUGCCAGUGCUCGCCAACAAGUUCAAACCAGACGUGACUUCUGCAACAUUCCGUAACGUUGUAUUGCCACCAGCCAGUGAUAUUCCGUGCCGUUACGGCCGACCGUUCCGCGGGAACAUUGAUCCAAUCAUCAAGUACUAUGCUGGAAUCUUAGCUGAAGAUGUUGAGGAUGGUUCACGGAGCCAAGUUGUAGACUACCAAGAGAUCUACACCCCGUGCCUCCCAUGCCUGGACGACUGCAGCAGGUUUGCCUGUGACCCACAAUGCAACACCAGCAGUGAAAACGUGGAGGUCAGAUUCAGCCUGGAUAACCUCAACCUCACUGUGACUGACAAUGGGACUGCUAUACCCUACUUCCUCAUUGUCAAGGCACUCUCUGCCAGCGGAAGUGAAGUGAUAACUACGACCAGUGGCUUCACAAUAGACACGACUCCACCUAAUAUGGAAAGCUCUAUCCACGUUGAUGUGACACAGGGUGAACUGAUGCCGACAUCGUAUCAACAGUCCAACGAUACAAUCAAGGCAGUCUGGUACUUUUCUGAUGAAGAAAGUGGAAUAAAGGAGAACUGUUUUGCCAUUGGUUCCCGUCCCAAUGGGACCGAUCUUCAGAACUACACCUGUAUUGGCGUGAACACUACUGGACUGAACUCUGACCUGGAGGGUCUCAUAGAGAACAACCGCACAUACUUUGUAUCCAUCAAGGCUACUAAUAAAGCAGGGCUUUCUACGUAUGGCGUUACUGGGGGAGUGACUGCUCUCCUUGAACCCCCAUCUGCUAAUGUGAACACGAGUGCCCUAGGAUGCACACAGAUGGAAGGGGUUGUCCCACCAACUGCACUGCAGGCAUCGGACCCUACAGAAGUGGGAAUUUCAUAUGGACCACCUGAAGAUCCAAGCAUCAAUAAAACAAUGAUGUGUGUCCAAACCUGUGGAGAAGGAGGGGACACGGUUCCCUGUAUACAGAUUGGUCUGAAUGGUGGCGGCAGCGCUGCCAUCGUCAACGGACAACUCCUCGUCUCCAACACGGUGGUCGCCAACAUCUCGGACCUGCCAAAACCAACGGAUCCCAACUGCUUCACCCCCGACGACACCACAAACGACACCACGUCCACCUCUCUCUCCGACACAUCUGCUCAGAGAUCCAUGCAGGCAUACGUCAAUGCAAGGCCCACUAGUCCAAGCACUGCAUGCAGGACCAGCACAACUUCAUUAGGGGGCAACACGUACAACGUCCCGCCUGGAUCUUGCACCAUGAACUGCCUGAGAAUGUGUAACCCAGCUAACCUGUGUGUUGACAAGUGUGAUGGGCCAAUCGUAACUCUACCUGCUGGAGACACCAGUAUUUCUGCUACACCUGGACAGAGACUGAGGAUCACUGCAUCAGGUUCCAGCAACAGGAAACGAAGAUCUACACCAAGUGAUUAUGAACUCUCCAUAGAGCCAACUGGAGACCUUCCUGCUGGUUUGACCUUGGCCUUUGGAGAGCUGGACCAGAACCGUGUUUCUCAGGAGUACGGCUCUGAUGCCUCCGAUGACUACAUCCCUUACAUCACUGAUCCUGCACUCACCAUAGAAGCCAACAUGACAGGGAGAUACCUACGGGAUAGGAUCCAGACCCUCCUACAGCCCAGUUUCUAUCUGUCUACUGUGGGACAAGUCGAGCUGAAUGCUUCGCUUGCCGUCACGUCAACGGUGGACCCUGCUGCAGCCAACUGGACAGACUAUACCCCACUACUCAUCUUCUGGAACAAAGACCUGAGUGAAUGGGACGAUGCUUCUCGCACCUGUGAUGAAAAUGGUCAAAUGCAGUUCAACGAGACCACAGGAGAAUUGAUCACUUAUGUCUGCUCCACGAACUACCCAACAGCGCGCAGUCAGCGUACCAAGAGGUCUACAAACAUCGUUGUGGAUUACUUCAGCAGGGAGACACAGUUUGCUGUGGUCAUCGCCACCAAGGGAAUCCCUAAUGACCCUCCUGUCUUCACAUCAACACUGGACCUCUGGAUGGACGAAGAUUCAGGAACCCUGGCAUACUGGGUGCAGGCAUCAGACCCAGACAAUGAUGAGAUAGUGUUUGGUAUCAACCCCAGCUCUUCCCCAUCACUGGGUACUGCCACACUGUCAGCAGAAGGGCUUCUUACCUACAAACCCUUCUCACAGGAGUUUGGUAUGGAGACCAUCAGCAUCUACGUGAGGGAGGUACGGGAGGACAGCACCAUUAUUCCCAUCCUGGAGACAACUGCCGUGCUGAGCAUAGAAGUCCUGUCUGUGAACGACUACCCAGUGUUCUCUGUUGAGAUAGGCGGACAGAUGCUCGUGGUUCAAGAAAACAACACCAUUGAGGCACCCGUUGAGCAGAACAUUGAAACAAACAUUGUGUAUGAGCCGUACCAGAUCAUCGUGUCUGUGUGGGACCCUGAUAGGGAUGAGACUCUCCUGAUCGACCAGUACAACGCCACCUUUGGAACAGCUCACAUCACUCUUCUGCAACCAGACCCCUCUGAAAUUCCUGCUGAGGGCAGCUACAUCAAGGCUUUGGUGACGUAUGUGCCCAUAGAGAACUUCUAUGGCCAUGAUGAGUUUAUCCUGAUCGGCAUUGAUGCAGCAGGGGCGUUCUCAGAGCGCCUGAUCUUCGAUGUCUACAUUCUUCACAUGCCAUGUGUCAACAAUGCUACCUGCAAAGGAAUCGAGGAUGACUGGAACUGCACACACACCAAGCGUGCGGAUGGAUACGAUGGAUAUGAGUGUGAGUGCCUUCCCGGCUGGGUGGGGCGCUACUGUGAGACAGACUUCGACGAUUGUGUGUCCAGCCCUUGUCCAUGGCCAAAGGAGUGUCACGAUGAGCUUGAUUACUACAGGUGCGAGUGUCCAGACUGGAAUCCUAACUGUGACGGACUCCAGCCAUGGGAGAUUGCUCUCAUCGUCUGUUCUAUUCUGGCACUGGUCAUCGUUGGACUGAUCAUCUGGAGAGUGAAAUACCUGAGGAAACAUCGAUUCCAGAAACUGGACCUCCGUGUGGAGGAGGACGAGGCUAAGGAAGAGACAGCGGACACUUUGCCUGCUCCUCCUAAGAGACUGCCACCUAUAAAGAUGGAGGUCCCAGAUGAAGGAGGCUUUGUCAUGCAGCCCCCCAGACGUCCUGUCCUGCCACCCAUCGCCAAUCCACCUGUCCAGAUGAAGGUAGGAGGACCCAGCAAAUUCAGUCCCAGGCGCAACUCGGUAGAUCCCUUGCAAAGUGCUGUAGAAGCUGACGGGAUAACGAUGGCCAUGCCAGGUUCCUCAGGCACCUCCAAGGAUUCCUCUUCCCCGACUGACCGGUCUUCCCGCUCCAGCCGGAAUGGAAGCUGGGUGUCCAUGCAUGACGACCUUGCCGGCAAAAGGUCACCCAUACAGAGGUCUCUCUCCACUCCCUCCGACGACAGCCCGGGCGCAUCCUCUGCUGACCUGCAGAACCGCAGUAGUGGGAGCUCGCCAGCUCGUAAGAUGUCAGCAGGGAGUCGGCGCUCCAGCAAGGCCAUGCUGAUUAUUCAUGAAGACGAGAACGGGCCGCGCAAGUCUGAGAGUGACAGCCAGAAGAGUUCGGCUUCACGCAAAUCUUCUGCAGGUUCGAUGAGUGAGAGCAGGCAGAGUUCUGCGUCACGCAGGUCUUCUGAAGGUGCACUAAAGAGUGCGAGCAGGAAGAGUUCUGCUGCACGGAUGUCCGUUGCCAGUCUGCAGUACACCAACCCUGCGUAUGAAGGCGAUGAGGAGCCUCUGGUGGGCCUACCUGGUGCCACUGCUGAAGACACAGGGUCUAACAAGAGCAGCCCACCACCCCCAGCAGAAGACAUGAGGGUGGAGAGUGCCAUGAGUGAGGUGUCCCUGCAUACCCCAAGGGGAGCCUCCCCAGUGGCCCAAGACAAUGGUGGCAGGCAAUCUGCUAUGAGUGACAGGCAAUCUGCUAUGAGUGACAGGCAAUCUGCUAUGAGUGACAGGCCCAUGUCACCUGAUGACAUGGAGAAAGGAACUGUCGGCGUUGAUACAUAUGAAGACGAAGUGUUCGAGGAGGAUUCCGAAACCGAGUUGUAAAGAGACAAAGGGUUGGGAAAAAGAGAUUAGGGGAUGGACACCAGCCACAUGACAAGCCCAUUUGCUGUUCCGGAGUCUAAAAUUGCCCGACUUCCCCUCUCACCAGGACACAGUGGGGCCAGCACCCCUAAAUCUUACAAGUGGUAAAGCAGUUGGUAGAACUGGGUCUGUGAAGAAACAUAUCAUCUGUACAUGUAGAUCUUCAAUUAUGAUACAACGAUGUCCAAUUUUUAGAAAUGUCAAAUGGUUACCUUUAACAACAUGCUAAGGUAUCGGUUUGGUACCAAAUCUUACUGGCAAAAGAGAUUAGACAGCAAGAAUGGGUUAAGGUUUGAGUGUUAUCCAGAGUACUUCAAGAAUGUUUUGAAAGUUUGCACCAUAUUUUAAGUGCUGUAAGCAACUCAUUUUCUAUUCAGAAUUUGAAUCAUCUGAACGGAUAGAUAUCAAGAUUACUGUAGUUUCACUCACAUAUUGUCUUGAAACUCAAAAACUUUUCUCAAACUUAAUGUAUGACAUAAAGGUAUGCAUUUAAUGUGUGUUUUGCAAGAAAUUAUAUUUUUCCAAAGUAUGCAGUGAAUUUGUAUCUAAACAAUACAGAAAUAUGCCAGACAGAAGGUGAUGACUCACUUAGCCACACUCAAUGUUAUAACCUGAGAUUAUAUUCUGUAUCAGGGAGUGAUCUAUGAUAACACCAUUGUGCUGCUA
Molecule: messenger RNA, 25960 nt
Organism: Branchiostoma floridae (Florida lancelet)
Lineage: Eukaryota; Metazoa; Chordata; Leptocardii; Amphioxiformes; Branchiostomatidae
Exons: 153
Coding region: 101-25255 (8384 amino acids)
Biological process (GO): lipid transport; homophilic cell-cell adhesion
Cellular component (GO): membrane
Molecular function (GO): calcium ion binding; lipid carrier activity
Source: RefSeq, a predicted model, not a curated record